This is a messenger RNA of Platichthys flesus (European flounder), 4122 nucleotides long. RefSeq names its product protein phosphatase 1, regulatory subunit 13 like (gene ppp1r13l). Gene Ontology annotation, molecular function: transcription factor binding. Lineage: Eukaryota; Metazoa; Chordata; Actinopteri; Pleuronectiformes; Pleuronectidae. Gene Ontology annotation, biological process: regulation of transcription by RNA polymerase II; positive regulation of cell differentiation. Bases 165 to 2480 code for a protein of 771 amino acids. The record is from RefSeq and is a predicted model, not a curated record. The transcript has 13 exons.
ACUCCAUGUCUGGAGCUGGAGACAUAAGGAGACAAACACCGAGACCCGCUCGAGUCCAGGAGGAACCGUGUGAGCUCAGAUCCACGUCCACUCGAGUCCGGGACCAGAGAAGGGAACCAGACUCGGGACUUUUCUGAGGAGCAGCGCGGUGCCGCCUCGCAGCCAUGAGUUCUCAGGCGGGCUUUGGAAGCAGCAUGCUGUUCCAGACCAUCAAUGAUGACCUGAAUGCAUCGCUGGCCACGGCUGACGAGUUGUCCCAGGAGUUCAGCUCCCUGAUGAGUCAGGCCUCCUCCAGCAACAACAACACAAAGUCGGGGGGCCCUGAGGUCAGCAUCACAGUCACCAGAGAUCGGCCUGAGUCCAACAGCUCCAUCGGCAGCAGCAAUGGCAGCUCCUCGGACUACGUCUUCUCCAGCAAUAAAAAUAAAAACACAACGUCCCCCCCGGUCUUCUCCCACAAUCCUCUCUCGCCCCACAUGGAGUCCAGCUCCUCCGUCUCUCGAUCUGGAACUGACAGCUACUCCUACAAGCCAGCGAGCCGCAGCCCUUCGCCUCACUCCCCGAGGCGUGACUCCCCCGUUCGUUACGACAGGAGCCCGCAGGGGUCAGUCAGUUACGCAGAGAUGAGCCCCCCGCCGAGUCGGGCAGCCGCACCUGUGGACCAGUCCUCCCACCACGGCUCAGGCCGCCCCUCCACUAAGCUGCUCAGCCCCCACAGCCAGAGCGCCCGUCUGCCGCACCGGAGGGACAGGAGCCCGUCUCCUCUGGCCUUCAGGCCAACGUCCAGCACGCUGCCUCGGAAUUUUAAUUAUAGACAAACUGAGGAGGGUGUGCAGCGGCAGAAGAGUCCCAGCCAGUGGAACGAGACAGAUCUCGACAUGUCCUACGAGAAAAAACCUCACCACACCUAUGACAAGACAGAGUGGCUGCGGCCGUCUGUGCCAAACAGCGGCUGGAGAGAGACCAACCUCGAUGGGCCUCCUCCAUCCUCAAGCCCCAAAAAGGAUCCUCGUUCUCCAUCUCAACACUUUCCCCUCAAUUCUCUGCCCCGUAAAACCCGUGUAACAGUAUCUCCAGAUGGGUCGUCCCCAGUCCACUCCCCUUACUUCCCUCAGCCCAUCGCCUCCAGGAUCUCUAUCCCCCCGACCAACACAGAGAAGCGUCAGCGCCGGCCCAUCCCUCUCUCCGUCCUCAUGCGUCUCCAGAACCCGCACUGGGGAGGGCUGGCAACCUGCGGAGGACAAGAGGACCUGACACCUUACAAACCAGCGCCGGUCUUCCCGAGGGAGAUCGUGCGCCAACCUGGGCCUCCACCACCACCUCUGCUGAGGCAGCCGGCCAUGUACAGCGAUGUGCUGAACCCUGGGGAUAUAGACGCGGAGUUAGAGAGGCUGGAUUACAUUCAUCACCUGCCUGCGAUCCAGGAGAAGCCCAUCGUGCCAGGAGUUGAGCAGGGCGAGGUGCAGCCCCCGCGGCCCCUGAGCCCCACCAGGCUGCAGCCAGUGGUGGCGCCCGAGGCCCAGAGCCAGGUGAUGCAUGACACGGCGGCGGUUCUCCUCCUACGGGCGGAAAUCCCCCGGGCGCUGAAGAGACGGGGCUCCGUGGACCAGUCGCAGCCGCUGCAGAGGGCGUCCCAUUAUCAGCCGAACCAGUACAAGAACCUCAUCGACAAACUGUUUCGCAGGAGGGAAUUGCGCCGGAAGGGGGAGCACGUGAGCACCGACACCAGCAGCUCCUCAGAAGGAGAGGAGGCCGCUCAACCUCCUGCACCUUUACCUCAGACCUCCACUGUGAUUCCUACCGACUUCAGUAGCUACCGUUCCAUUUUGCGUCGCUCCAAUCGGGAGCGUAAGAAGAUCGGAAACCGAGCUCGGCUCAGUCCACUGGUCCUGCUGCUGGACGGAGCUCUGGUGGGAGAACUGGAGACGGUGCAGAGAGCAGUGCAGGAGAUGAACGACCCGAGCCAGCCGAACGACGAGGGCAUCACCGCCCUGCACAAUGCAAUCUGUGGAGGCCACUACAACGUGGUGGACUUCCUGGUUCGCAUCGGAGCCAACGUCAGCGCACCGGACAGCCACGGAUGGACGCCACUGCACUGCGCCGCGUCCUGCAACGACCGGCCCCUGUGUGAGUUCCUGGUGAGGAACGGAGCGGCGGUCAUGGCCAUGACGGAGAGCGACGGCGCCAUCGCCUCACAGAAGUGUGAUCCCUAUGCUGUCGGGUUUGACGAGUGUGAGAGCUUCCUGAAGGGUGUGGAGGUGGCCAUGGGGACGGAGAACAGCGGGGUGCUGUACGCUCUGUGGAGCUACCCGGCUCAGGCGGCUGACGAGCUGAGCUUCAGGGACGGGGACAUGGUGACGAUCCUGAAGAAGCCAGAGGGGCCGGGCUGGUGGUGGGCGUCGCUCUGUGGCCGCGAGGGAUUCGUUCCCUACAACUACUUUGGGCUUUUUCCAAAGGUGCGACCAAAGUCUCUGUGCUGAGCGACGUCCUGAUGCCCCCCCCCCCCCUCCUCAUCACGUUAUAGUGCAGAGGACUGCGUGUUACAGCUUCACACUGUUGUCUGAAAGGAUCGUGUGUGUGUGUGUGUGUCUGUGUGUGUGAUGACGAGAAGGCUCCGUCCUGCUGCUGGGAAUAAGAACUGUUUGUGAUCCGUCACCGGAGGAGAGUUGAAGGAGGAAGCGUCAGUGCUCACCUUGUCCUUCCUGACGAGGACACAUCUGAACAGAGGACGUCUCGGUGCUGGCUCUGGAUUUAUUUCUUGCUCUCCUACUCCUUUACAUUACAGAUCACACACACACAGAGUAUUGUCUCUCACUCACACACCGUUCACAUACUUCGCCAUGCACACUGGAAGAGCUGGGUGUCGAACCACCGAGUUCCCAAUAGGUGGACGACCCUCUCUUCCUCCUGAGCCACAGCCGCGUACUUCCCUUGUGUAGUAUGUCCGUGUGGCGUGUGCGUGUUCUUCUCGUGUCUGCACGGGCACAUUUAUCUUAGGAUUAUUAAUGGUAGAUGGGUUGUAUUCAUAUAGAGAUUUUCCAGUCCGAUCAACCAGAGGAACGUCAGAAGAAAUGUUGGGGGUUCAGUAUCUUCCCCAAAGACACUUCGGAAUGUGGCCAGGAGAUGCAGGGGAUCGAACCACCGACCCGGUUAGUGGACGACCCUCUCUGCCUCCUGAAUGGAUGAUAAUGGGUGAAGUUUGAGGAGUUGAACGUGGCUGUAAACUUUAAACUUUAAACCUUAAACCUUUUUAAAUCAGUAGCUUUUGUUUUGCUUCUUCUUCACUUCAGUUCUUCUCACACUACACUGCAGUCUGUUUGCAUUUAAUGCUGCCUAUGAUAUAAAUGGAUUUGAAAGAGAGUGUGUGUUUUUAAUGAUGAUGAAUGAAACUGACUAUUUUGAAGAAGCAGAUUUUUUAGUCUGACCAGUGAAUAAUUCAUGUUGAGGGGACUAAAGUCUCUUGAGUGUGUGCACAUCCAAGUGAAACUCCAGAUGAUGAUUUAUCUGUGGCUCAAAGGGCCUCGGCGGAGUUAUGUGCUCUGCUGAGUGACAGUUUAUAUGUUAUCAGUGUUACACUCAUCGUGUGCACUUGACCUUUAACCCCUCACCAGAUACACGAAGGGACCAAAUCUGACUCGAUACACAAAUGAGUUUUACUUUGCAUAGCAGAAUUAUGCAGCAACUGGAUUUGACGGAGGCAGCACAUGAGGAGGAAGCUUCUUUAUUUUGGUGCCUGGUUUAGAUUAAUGGGUUAAUUCAUGAUUUUCUUUUCUUUUUUAACUUUCCGUAACAUUGUGGAAUGUUGGGGCCUUUUUUUUUUUACAUUUCCACUGGGAGAAUAAUUUAUGGAUCUCGAUGAAAAAUAAUCAACAUGUUUAGAGGACUGAUAUUUACAAGUGUUUAAGUAUAAAUCUAGUGUCUUUAAAUGUGGUUACAGGACUGUUGUGACUUGUAUGAGCUGAGUGACAAUAUGAUUGUGUGUGUUUUUGGAGAUAAAACCGUGAAACGUCCUCUCCUGACCAGCAGAUGACACUGUACAAUCAAAUAUGAAUCCAGCACCAGCACAGAACUUACAUUUUAACACAACCAGCGAUUGUAAACUAAUACACAGUGAAACAUUUA